GCAAUAGUGAAGCAAAAGCAACCCUAAAGGAGAGCGAGGGAGUGGGAAGUUAUUAGAACAUAAAGCUCUCUCAAAUCAUUUUGUCACCAGCAAGCUCUGACAAGCAAGGAGAGGGAGUGUGUUACAAGAGGGAGCUAAUAAAAAGAGUGCUGUACGAGAGAGAAGGAGGCUCUUUUUACACCAGACUGAGGUCAAGAGGCAUAAAGGUGGACAAACAGAAAAGAACAAAGGCACGACGGGAAGGAGAAAGGACAUUGGCUGUCACUGCUGCGCUUCCCGCGUUUACUGCCUGAGUGCUCGUGGACGGUUCAUUUGUUUAACUCCUUUUGUUUACUCCAUCUGACACUGGAAACUCGUGGGUUGGACGUUGUUAGUUUGAUUUUUCCUGACAUAUUACUUCACCAGGUCCAGCACGUCAGGGUAUUUUCCGAGAGGAUCUGUUUUCCUUUCAAUUCCUCUCAGUGAAGUGUGUGUGAGCGACCGGUGUGUUUGGUUAGCCGUGUCAUUGGAUCUUUCCACUUGUCUUUGUAGCGGAAAAAAGCUUAUUUGAAGAGAACAUGCGGUUGUAGCCCUUAAAAAGUCUAAUACAAAAGACUUAUUUUGACUGAUAACUUGUGAAGUCUUUGCUCUGUACUGUUAGUCAAACUUGACUGACCUUUUUGACCAUGUUUUAGGUGCUUUACAGAGCCUUACAGCAGGGUUUUUUUAACACAAGGUUUGCAUGUUAAGUCACUGUUACUGUUAUCUGAUUGUCCGAAUGCUUCCAGAAAAUCAGUCUGACCAGCAGAGGAAAACCUAAAGUUGUAAAAGCAAACUUUUGAGGAAAUCUAAGCUGGACACGUCCCUUUGUCUCGUUUCGAAUGCAGGAUGCAGCUGGAUGGGGUCCGGUUUAGCCCAAUAGUUGACAGGACUUCUUUAGUGGUUCUCAUGUGAGAAGCUGCGAGUAGAGAGCAAACACUCUCACAGAUGUGUCAUUGUAUCUGGACCUCUGCGUGUUUUCACAGCGGGAACUAUCCAAGACCUGAGGAGAGAAAAAGAGACAGACGUAUGGACUCACAAAAGCAUUUCUGUGUAUGACUGCCAGCAGUGAGCCGGCAAUAAAGUUGUGCUGAAAGGAGAAAAGCUUGUGCUUAAAAAAUGUAUGCUUAGAGGCAUAUGUAAAAGUGCAUGUCAGUGCUUGGUGGCGUUCAGGUCUUUGUGUGCCUCUAAGCUUGUGUGUGAGAGAGAGUUGUUGUUUCCGUUCGGCCAAACUACACCUGGAUGGACCUCUGAAACAGGUGAAGCAUCAGGAAUUUCCCUUAUUAGAUAUCAGCUGUGCUGCUGGCUUCAUUAUUCAAGGUGCUUUCCAGAAUCCUCAUCGGGAGCAUCACCUAUAUUAUAACAACACUGCCGUGUCUGUUUGAUCCAAACGCUCCGCAUCCAUCACAGACUCGUGUGAGCCUCUCUCCUUACCUAUAGACAGUUUGCUAUCAGAUCUGGCAGCAUGAGGUUGCUUUGCUUGGUGCUGAUGGCUCUGUGCAUGGUGGCUAGAACAGGAAGUAUGUCCACCUGCAAAACACUGGACCUGGAGGUAGUGAAGAAGAAACGGAUAGAGGCCAUCCGCGGUCAGAUCCUCAGCAAACUGCGCAUGGACAAAGAGCCCAAAUCAGAGAAAGACAGUGAAGGACAGAAGAUCCCAGAUGCCAUGAUUUCUCUGUACAACAGCACUGUUGAGCUGAGCGAAGAAAUGAAGAUGAAGCCCAUUUCUGUGCAAGCUGAAAAUGAAGAUUACUUUGGCAAGGAGGUGCACAAGUUUGUCAUCCGGCAAGUUCAGAAUGGCACAAAGUAUCAGAUGACUUUUAACGUGUCAGAGAUGAAGCAGAGUAUUCAAAACUACCAGCUGCUGUCUCAAGCAGAGUUUCGGCUUCGGAUUAAGAAUCCUACAAUGGACCAGGAGCAGAGGCUGGAGCUGUAUCGGGGAACGGGCGAUCAGGCUCGAUAUCUGGGCACUCGCUUUGUCUCCAAGGACUUGUCCGAUCGUUGGCUCUCGUUUGACGUGAAACAGACCAUGAUAGAAUGGCUGCAGGGUUCAGAAGAGGAAGAAAGUUUAGAGCUGAGGUUAUACUGUGGCUGUAAAACAGACCAACAGAGUAAUGAUAAAUUCCUCUUCAGUAUAUCAGGACUAGACAACCAGAGAGGUGACACUGCUAUUCUGGAACAGAGGAUGGCAAAGCCUUAUAUUCUGGCUUUAUCUUUGCCUUCUAAUGGCAUCUCCCCUGCAUCCGCUCGCAGGAAACGAGCUGUUGGCACUGAUGAAACUUGUGAUGAAAAAACUGAGACCUGCUGUAUGCGGAAGCUUUACAUUGACUUUCGGAAAGAUCUGGGUUGGAAGUGGAUCAACAAGCCGAAGGGAUACUUUGCCAACUACUGCAUGGGCUCCUGUACCUACAUCUGGAAUGCUGAGAACAAAUACUCCCAGAUAUUAUCCUUGUACAAACACCACAACCCUGGUGCAUCGGCUCAGCCAUGCUGCGUACCUGAAGUCUUAGACCCUCUGCCCAUUCUGUACUAUGUGGGAAGACAACACAAGGUGGAGCAGUUGUCCAACAUGGUGGUGAGGAGCUGCAAGUGCAGUUAGAGUUCAUCUGGCUGCAUAACAUUAUGUUAUCUUCAGAAGUGAUCUGUGGCUUUAUAUCUUUCUCUGGACGAAAAGUAAGCAGAGAGAUAGAUGUAAAGUCUUGGAAGGAAAAUCAGGAGCUGAGACAACAGACAGGAGAAAGGAGAAGGGACAGUUGGGCAAAAGUGGAAGCAAAAGCAAAGAGGGGAAAAGACUUUCUCAACGAUGCCCCUCUACAGUGGCACACAAAGACAUUUUGUUAAAGCAUUUCAUAAAACAAGCUCAAUAUUAAACCAAGUAUAUGCUUUUAAAUGUUUAUUUACAUUAUCAGUUCCCAUUAAUUUAUUUUGCCUUAUAAGUUCAUCAUUUGAUUGUACCAUGAAGGCAGCCGUGUAGCAUUGCAUGCCAAAUGUUCAAUGAAGAUUUCUAAUGGUGCUGAACUGAUAGAGGAAAUCAUGUCAAAGGAACAUUUCAAAUUUCAAUUAAAAGUAAACACAUAAAAGAGAAGUGUUUGCACUAAAUGAUGGAAGUAAAGGCUCAUGACGUGCAGUGUGAGACUUACAAGAAAGCUAAUGGGAUUGGAGAAUGGGUCAAUUAACUGCUUUAUAGAUUUUUUUUAUUUUUUUUAUGUGCGCAGUAGGUUUUAUUGUCAUGCACAGCUGUGCUUUGAAGCCUGUUUAUGUGAACAGGGUCUGAGUGGAACAGAGGUAUAGAGGUAUAGGAUUGAAUGGUGAACAUUUCAAACUUCAUAUUGCACUGUAUGCACUCUACUGUGUUUCACGGGAAAAUGUCUGCCUCUUCAGGUCCUCCCGUAGUAGGGUUUGUUAGCAAUCUCAGCAAAACACGUCUGGGACACAUUUCACAUUUAUGAAAUAAAAUAAUUUCACACAAAGGUGGUGAAUCUUAUUUUUAGGACCUUUAAGAUUGUUUGCAUUGGGUGAUUUUCUGUGUCAUAAAAUUGUAAUGUAUCUAUUCAGUUCAGUUAUUAUUGUUUUACAGUAAAAGGACAGAUAGUACAACAAAUACAUACAAUAUCUGUAAAUACUUAUAUUAAAUUAUUAAAGUAAUGAAUCGCUAACAAGAAUGUGCUAAGUUGUCAAAAUGCAAAUAAUCUGCUCCUAAAAACAGACUUAAGUAAUACUUUACAGUUUUUUUUUUUUUUCUGUUAGUUUCAGCCAUGUUUGUGCACAUUAUGUUUUUGUGUUGAUGAGUCUCUAUUCAUGCGUGUGUAUGUUUGUUGUGUGGUGUUCAGCUGUGUUGGCCUAGUACUGACAUCUUUACAAGGAACAUUAUUUAUAGAGGCUUCAUGUCUUUCUCUGCCCUGUUUGACAUCGGCGGUGUUGAGUGAUCAAAAUUGUGUUCUGUAUGUUAGCUUAAAGACAACACGACUGAGAAUACACUGUUUGCAAAAUUAAUGCAGUGACAUGCUUAACUGAAAAAUACUGGCUAGUUGUUGUAAAACUACAGUCCCUUGAGGAUACUGUCAUCUUUGCUAUACUUUGACAACUGCAAGUGUUUGAAAUUGCUACAGAAUUCCUUUGACAAACAUUUUACAUCCAUGCAGUGUUUUAUUAUAUAAUUACAUUUCCUUUUUUGCACUUAUUUUAUGCAAUUGUGAAAUUAAUUGUUUCAAUAAACAAAAAUCACAA
Molecule: messenger RNA, 4245 nt
Organism: Carassius gibelio (silver crucian carp)
Lineage: Eukaryota; Metazoa; Chordata; Actinopteri; Cypriniformes; Cyprinidae
Product: transforming growth factor beta-1 proprotein
Exons: 7
Coding region: 1484-2617 (377 amino acids)
Biological process (GO): SMAD protein signal transduction; regulation of cell population proliferation; BMP signaling pathway
Cellular component (GO): extracellular region
Molecular function (GO): growth factor activity; type II transforming growth factor beta receptor binding; cytokine activity
Source: RefSeq, a predicted model, not a curated record